This is a messenger RNA of Exophiala aquamarina CBS 119918, 3042 nucleotides long. RefSeq lists its product as uncharacterized. NCBI's taxonomy places the organism in Eukaryota, Fungi, Ascomycota, Eurotiomycetes, Chaetothyriales, Herpotrichiellaceae. The coding region runs from base 1 to 3042 and encodes 1013 amino acids. Gene Ontology annotation, biological process: protein deubiquitination; double-strand break repair via homologous recombination. Gene Ontology annotation, molecular function: ubiquitin binding. The transcript has 6 exons. The record is from RefSeq and is a predicted model, not a curated record.
AUGGCCAAGAAGAAGCGCCAGAGGAUAAGCUAUGUCUUACCUCUCGCAAGCUCGCCAGGCGGACAUAGACUCGGGGUAAAUGGCCUCGCUUUCGACGAAGAUAGAUCAAUCUUAUACACCGGUGGACGUGACGGAGUCGUUUGCGCUUGGGAUCUUGACCUAGAAGCUCAGAAGGCAAAUACACAAGGCGACGCAGCCAAAGAGAAGAGAAGCACUACGACAUUCAGGAAACAAGUCCAAGCGCAUACCCACUGGGUCAAUGAUAUCGUCCUGGUUAAGAACAACCUGGGACUUGUUUCUGCCUCGUCAGAUGUCACGGUGAAGCUAUGGCGACCACAUGGUCACGAGACAACCCAGCCAUACACUAUCGGCUCUCACAGUGACUACGUCAAGUGCCUUGCAACCCCUGAUCGAGACGCCAACUGGGUAGCGUCAGGCGGCUUAGACCACAAAAUAUGUCUGUGGGAUCUCGGAGGGGCUGGUAAAACCCUUGAAAUCGACAUGGGGAAUGUUCAGGAUAUUGUCAAAGGCUCUAUCUAUACGCUACGAGCCAAGGGUUCACUCCUUGCAAGUGGCGGGCCCGAGAGUGUUGUUAGACUCUGGGAUGUCAGAUCAGGCAAGAACAUUACGAAGCUCGUCGGCCACACAGAUAAUGUCCGAGAUAUACUGAUCAGCGACGACGAGGACACACUACUCACCGCCUCAUCGGACCAGACGAUAAAAGUAUGGUCAAUUGCUGCAGGAAGAGUGGUACACACCUUGACGAUGCAUAACGACAGUGUCUGGAGCCUGUAUUCUAACGACCCGAAUCUGGCAGUCUUCUACUCUGGCGACAAAUCUGGUUUGGUUGCAAAGACGGACACUCGCAGAGCCAUGGAAAUUGACGAUGGAGUGUCUGUCGCCGUGUGUCAGGAGCAUGAUGGUAUCACCCGUGUCCUUCCCGCAGGUGAUUCUGUCUGGACAACGACGUCAAGUUCUAGCGUCAAUCGAUGGCUCGAUGUGGACACCGAGCUUGACGUUGAGACACCGCCACCAUCACCCCGCGAAGAGAGGUCGAAGAGUCCUGAUACAACAAAAGCAGCUGCUCCCGAACCGGAUGUACCGAUGACAAAUGGUGCUACAGUCAAUGGAAUCGAUCAUAAAAAGAGAAUCCCACACAACGCCGUGCUACGCGUUUCGAAUACUGCUGUUCACCCAGGGAGGAAGCAUCUCGGGAGAAUGCCGAACCCAUCUUUCACAAAUCUCAGGAAGGCCUCCGAGGCCAUGAUAUCGGAUGAUUUGAGCUUAGUGGUGCCCAUCAGAGGGCAGCCCGCAGAAACCAUCGAGGGUCAGAAUGGCCUGAUUAAACAUGUCAUGUUGAAUGACAGGAAACGAAUUCUCACCCUCGAUACUGCGGGUGAGGUUGUUCUGUGGGAUUUAUUGAAGUGUUGUCAAAUCAAAUCCUUCGGUCGUCGUCAUCUCGACGAAGUUGUUCCCGAGGUGAACUCCACUGAAAGUGUUGCCAAUUGGUGCGCUGUCGACACAAAGACGGGAAAGAUUACGGUGAUGUUAGAGGAAAACUAUUGCUUUGACGCCGAAGUCUACGCCGAUGAACUCGAUCUGUCCAAUGAACUUGUGUUCCGAGAUGAUCAGAGAAUUAAUCUGGGGAAAUGGGUGCUGCGCAACCUCUUUGCUUCAUUGCUCGACGAAGAGAUCAAGCGAGAUGAAGCACACAGGAGUACGCUCGAGGUGAUACCUCCAACUCCAGCCACUGGACUCGUCCGCCCAGGCGCACCGACCAGCAUUACAAUGCCUGAGUCUGUCAGCGCUACUCCGAUGGUCUCUCCUGGGACAACGGCUACGCCUCGUGCCUCGAACGGGAACGCUGCAGUGCCACCGACCCCCGGGCUUGCAAUUGGGGCAGCAACACCAGGCUUUGCACCCAUGACAAUGACUCUCUCCAGCACAGCGGAGGAAGCGGCCGAGUCUGUCACUAGAACUCCUCAGCCGAUUCAACAGACACCGACGACGGCCACCGUGACCGACCCAUCAAGCGACUACUUUUCCCGCAACAGCAGCGCCAACAAUCAGUCCGAAGCAUCAUCUGAGAGCAACAAGGUACCCGACACACCAGGAAACAGUGAUAACAACAACAACCAACACGCACCACUCGCGACACCCACAUCCCCAACGGAAGAAAGGAAGAAGGGCCUCUUCGGCAAGAAGUUCUCCGGCAUGGCCUUCCCUAAGAAGCUCGCACGCACGUCCACCGAGGUAACUAAGACGCCGGCAGUCGCGCAGGAAGAAAAAUCCGACACCGCUUCACAUAUAUCCUCGUCAGAGAAGGAGGAGAAGGUGAUCGAGGAUAACUUCUUCGGUGUCGUGCAAAAGAUCCGCCAGGAGUACGACGAGCAUUUGGAGUCGAAACCGGGCGAGCCGCUGCCUCAGGGUAUCACGCCCAGUUUACCGAAUGAGACGCCGGUGUUGAAUCCGCCGCCCCAUACAACGAUUAUCAUUCAGGAGGAUAACCCGGAGAGUGGUGGCCUGGCGGAUCAGUAUAGAGGCGAAAUCAGCGAGCUGGGGAAUGAGGCUGAUACACUGGAGAAGAUCGCGCCUAUGUGGUUAGGCGAUUUGCUAUUGAAGAACCAAAUCCCAUACAAAGACACUGUAAAAGUGUCCUUCAUGCUCCAACCGUACGAAAACCUUCUACCCUCCAUUGCCUCCCCCGACGGCAACGCGCGCCUGAACGCGAACCGGAUGCUGCGCGCAAAGAAGAUCAUGGCGUAUGUGGCCGAGCGCAUCGAGGCCGCCGCCGACCCGGAGCAUCCAGACCCAGAGGGCCAAAACACCCUCAAACCUGAAGAGUACCUCGAGUUGUACUGCCAGGGCCAGCUCGUGGAUCCGAAUGCCACGCUGGCGAGUCUCAGGGUCCAUGUGUGGAGGACGGGCGGCGAUGUCGUGUUGUACUACAAGAGUAACGGGAAGAAGACGUUGAGACUGCCGCAUCCCGCGGAGGUGCCGACUAAGGAGGAGAGUGAGGAGCAUACCGGUGUUGUCAGGUGA